Messenger RNA from Oncorhynchus keta (chum salmon), 2019 nucleotides. RefSeq names its product complement factor H-like. The record is from RefSeq and is a predicted model, not a curated record. Bases 109 to 1563 code for a protein of 484 amino acids. The transcript has 12 exons. NCBI's taxonomy places the organism in Eukaryota, Metazoa, Chordata, Actinopteri, Salmoniformes, Salmonidae.
AUGAUUAACUUGCACACAGCUGACCUAAACUAUUUGUGAAAUCCAUUUGACUUUAUUCGGCAGUAAGCAUUUGUCAGAGUCGCAUGGGUUUAUCUAUUUUGUAGGGAAAUGGGUGAACCAAAAUGUUUGUUUUUUGUUCUAUUGAUUUGGUGUCUCGGCACAGUACACGGCCAAGGUUACUCCAUUUCAGCACAAGAUUCCCGACAAAGCUGCCCAAAACCCCAACUGAAACAAGGUUAUUUUGGCUCGGAUGAAGAAAUGUACCAACAUGGCACGGAACUUUACUAUGCCUGCGAUAAAGGUUGGAAACCUGCGGUUGAGGGGUGGUGGGCGAUGGUUGAGUGUGAGAACAGAAAAUGGUCCCACACACCUCAGUGCAUAGAUGAGAACAACUGCAUUGCUCCAGAUAACCCUAAUGCUAAAGUGACAACCCCUGGGGUGAAUGGAUGGUAUCCCAAUGGAAAACUAGUUAGGUUUGAAUGUGAUGAAACAUAUGAAAUUAAGGGCCCUAUCACAGCUACGUGUGAGAAUGGGACUUGGACAACAUUACCACUGUGUGAAGAAGAAAAUGUCUUGUGUGGACAACCUCCUCCUGUGACCAAUGCAGUUAUCACUCGUGAAUAUCGGGAGAAGUUUCAAGAAGGCUCUAAGAUAAAUUAUAAAUGUCGGGAUUCAUAUACUUAUGAAGGAACUGACUCUAGCGUUUGCCAAUCUGGAGAUUGGACCACAAGUCCCAAAUGCAUUCAAACUCCAUUCUCCACAGAGAGGGCCAGCACAGGUGAAGGAGGCAGCAGUACUUCGAGUGACAGAGGAAAUGGUGGCACAUCUAGCGGAGGGGACCACAGCACAUCUAGCGGAGGGGGCCACAGCACAUCUAGCGGAGGGGGCCACAGCAGAUCUAGCGGAGGGGGCCACAGCACAUCUAGUGCAGGGGGCCGCAGCACAUCUAGCGCAGGGGGCCACAGCACAUCUAGCGGUGAUGAGGCCUCAGCCAAUGUCAGACCCUCUGCCAGACCACAACCUGGUGGUCCAUUUUUACCUGUUGAUAGGUGUGGAGAGAAGCCAACAGUUGAUAAUGGGGAUUUUAUCAGUGACUCUGACAGAAAUCGUAUGGCACUGACCUUCACAUGCAUUAACUAUUAUAAACUUGUGGGCCCAGAGCAAGUGAUGUGUCAUAAUGAUCAAACGUGGUCAGAGCUCCCCAUUUGUAAAGCUCCCUGUACCAUUGACAAAAGGACUUUUUACACGCUGGAUCUUCCAAAAGACAUGUUUGUGAAGGAAGGAGAGAGUCAGACAUUUCUCUGUAAAAAAACUGAUUCUUGGGGACGACCUUUUGUUGCUGAUGUUCGAUGUCAGAAUGGACAAGGGGCAAUUGGCAGAUGUGCCUUGGGCUGCAAACUGGACACAUGGAAUUACCAUUGGCUGGAUCUUACACAGGAUAUGUUUGUAAAGGAAGGACGUCAGACAUGGAACUGUAAACAAACGGAUUACAGGGGUCGUCGUCUUGUUGCAAAUGUUGAAUGUCAUGAGGGAUAUUUAACCGUACGCAAUUGUUCCCUUUAAAACUAAUAUUGGGCCUGGUGAAUCAAUGCAACAAACCCAAAGCUGCAGCAAAUCCCCUGGAAGAGAGGACUUCCCACGUUGGCCACCAAUCAAGAUCAUGAUGUGUUUGAUAAAGUUGCUUUUACAUUUGGUUCAUGAUAUGGAAUCUGUCUCAUAACACAGGGGGUUAGUAGGGGAGCAGAGAGGAAAGGAGGCCCACCAUCUUAGGAUAGGAGGCUGUCUGACAAGAUUCAGACAGUCAUUCUGAAUGAUUCAAAAGAAAUGGAAAAUACAUGUUGAACAUAAUAAUGGGAAGGUUGAUGAAACAGUUGAUCAGCAAAACAUUUGAUAUUCAUUUAAAGCAGCAAACUACUGUUAGUCAAUGGGAGUCAAAUCAAUAGAAUGUACAGUAUACAAUGGACAUGGAUGCAUGUCGAAAAUGUCAUGGCUUGGAUCUAUAAAAGAUAUAUAAUUAGA